AUGCGACUCAUAGCCACGGCUGUCACGUACGGCUUGGCGGCUGCGAACGCCGCGUCGAUGGUCAAUGUCGCCCCGAAGGCUCCGGUUGCGACGGACGGAGGCGUCGAGCUGUCAGAAGGACGAAGAGGAGGCUCGCGGUCGUUCCAAAGCAAAGGGCGGCUUCUGCGCGGUGCCUCUGCGGGCGGAGGAUUGGCGGACGACGGGCCGAGAGAAGCGGCAAGGCAGAGGCAGAGCUUUUUGCGAGUCGAGAUUUGUCUUGUCGCGAAGGAGUCAGUGCAACGAAACGACGUUGGUGGUGUCCGAUCCAAGGACGACGUUCCGGGUACAAGCGAAGCGCAUGACAUGCCUGCGGGUCUGCUCCCUGUUCAUGUACAGAAGCGUGUAGCAGGUACAACAGCGACUCGGGCCCCACCCGCAGCCGUAGGGCGACCGCCAGGUGGGAGAUACCGGGGGUACAAGGCCCGCGCUAGCCCGAAACAGGCCGGGCGAGAGGCCCAUGCCACGAAAUUUGGUUCCAUUCAUUUCUUUGAUGUUUGUGUCCAGUCUGUGUCCGGUGUGGUAGGUGCUUUCUCGGGAGGUGCUCGGCAGGUACUCGUACUCGGUACUAGCGGGUACUUCCAUGCCACAGCCGGGACAACUGAAAACUCAGAUCGGCGGGCAAACAACGCCCAGAAAGAUUAA
This is a messenger RNA of Trichoderma aggressivum f. europaeum, 681 nucleotides long. RefSeq lists its product as uncharacterized. The record is from RefSeq and is a predicted model, not a curated record. NCBI's taxonomy places the organism in Eukaryota, Fungi, Ascomycota, Sordariomycetes, Hypocreales, Hypocreaceae. The transcript has 4 exons. Bases 1 to 681 code for a protein of 226 amino acids.